CGCGCUCAGUGACGUCAUCAGGCAGUAGAAAGACAGCACGUCGAUCUUCACCAUCAUCAUCGUCAUCAUCAUCUUCUUCUUCUCCUUCUGCUGCUGCUGCCGCUGAGCUGACCUGAGCGCAGGACCAGUUGUAGUUGUUGGACCGGCACCAUGGGGAGACUGGACGCCUUGCGGCACUUUCGUCUCCUCAGCUGGCUCAGGGAGGAGAGACAGUCUCGGAAACUCAUCCUCUUCAUCGUGUUUGUGGCGCUCUUGUUGGAUAACAUGCUGCUCACCGUGGUCGUGCCCAUCAUCCCAAGCUACCUGUACAACCUGGAUGAGUCAUCGGCCGUCGUAUCAAACAACACAUCAGCCCAGAAGCAGACUCCCCCGGCAGCGUUUGAACAGAUCGUGUCGUUGUACGACAAUACGGUGCGCUCGUCGGGCUCCAACGCCACGGUCAGGGCAACGGACGGCGUCGUUCCGACUUUCACCACUACCGCUGUUGUCGAGCUGCCGGACAACUCCUCCGACUGCCCUCACUCCACCAACAAGCUGAUCAACGAGAAUGUCAAAGUGGGAUUGUUGUUUGCCUCCAAGGCCACGGUGCAGCUGAUCACCAACCCCUUCAUUGGACCACUCACCAACAGGAUCGGAUACCAGCUUCCUAUAUUCAUCGGCUUCUGCAUCAUGUUCAUGUCUACAAUUAUGUUUGCCUUCUCAUCAAGCUAUGCGCUGCUGUUUCUGGCCAGAUCACUUCAAGGUGUGGGCUCGUCCUGCUCAUCUGUAGCUGGGAUGGGACUGCUGGCAAGUGUGUACACAGACGACGAGGAGAGAGGACGUGCCAUAGGGAUUGCCCUUGGAGGUCUGGCAAUGGGAGUUUUAGUUGGACCCCCAUUCGGUAGUGUGAUGUAUGAGUUUGUUGGGAAGACCGCUCCUUUCCUCAUUCUGGCAUUUCUGGCUCUGUUCGAUGGAGCUUUACAGCUCUUUAUACUUCAACCCGCUAAAUUAGAACCAGAAAGUCAGAAGGGGACCCCACUGUUGACCCUCAUGAAGGAUCCGUACAUCAUAAUUGCAGCUGGCGCCAUUUGUUUUGGGAAUAUGGCCAUCGCCAUGCUAGAGCCAACACUACCAAUCUGGAUGAUGGAGACCAUGUGUGCCAGGAAAUGGCAGUUAGGAGUGGCGUUCUUACCAGCAUCCAUCUCCUACCUUAUUGGAACCUACAUCUUUGGAACACUGGCGCACAAGAUUGGGAGAUGGCUUUGUGCCGUCAUUGGAAUGGUGAUGGUUGGGAUCUGUGUAAUCGGGGUUCCAUUUGCAAGAAGUAUUUAUGGUCUCAUUCUUCCAAACUUCGGAGUUGGUUUUGCAAUCGGCAUGGUGGACUCUUCGAUGAUGCCGAUCAUGGGAUACUUGGUGGACUUACGGCACGUGUCCGUUUAUGGAAGCGUGUACGCCAUUGCUGAUGUGGCGUUCUGCAUGGGAUUUGCUUUAGGUCCGUCUAUUGGGGGAUCCAUUGCUCAGAGCAUCGGCUUCCCCUGGUUGAUGACCAUCAUCGGAAUAGUGGAUGUCUUGUUCGCUCCACUUUGCCUCUUCCUCAGGAACCCACCCGGACAGGAGGAGAAAAUUGCAAUUUUGAUGGACACCAACUGUUCAAUGAAGACCAGGUCCUAUUCCACGCAGGGAGCUUCCUACCAAGGUGACAACAUGGAUCCAGACGAUGAUGAUUACGACUAGCAGGAUGGCAGCCAUGCAGGGUAACAUUGAACGAGGGUUCAGAUGAUCUAUUUUGUUGUAUAAAAAUUAGGAACACAGAAAAAACAGCAACAAAAUAAAGCAGCUAAGAUGUU
Molecule: messenger RNA, 1826 nt
Organism: Entelurus aequoreus (snake pipefish)
Lineage: Eukaryota; Metazoa; Chordata; Actinopteri; Syngnathiformes; Syngnathidae
Gene: slc18a2
Product: solute carrier family 18 member 2
Exons: 16
Coding region: 151-1713 (520 amino acids)
Biological process (GO): aminergic neurotransmitter loading into synaptic vesicle; xenobiotic transport; transmembrane transport
Cellular component (GO): synaptic vesicle membrane; terminal bouton
Molecular function (GO): serotonin:sodium:chloride symporter activity; xenobiotic transmembrane transporter activity
Source: RefSeq, a predicted model, not a curated record